CCGAUCCCCAUUUCUGAGUCCACGAUCCCCAACCCUCCUCUCAUCGUCUUCUUCUUCUUCUUCUUCUUCUUCCUCGUCCCACCGCCACCACCACCUCCGCCGCCAUGGAUAACCUCCUCUUCCUCGUCGUCGCCGCCGUCGUCGUCGUCGCCAUGAUCGGCCCCUCCGCGGCGGAGAUCAAAACCCUGAAGAUCGAAUCCGACCCCCGCGCCAUCAUCCUCUUCGAGAAGUUCGGCUUCACCCCGCGCGGCUCCGUCACCAUCUCCGUGUCCUCCGCCUCGUCCUCCCUCUCCGCGCCCGACCCGUCCCUCCUUGGCUUCUUCCUCGUCUCCGACGAGGAACUCCUCCAAGCCUCCUACGCCUCCCAGCUCCCCUCCGCCGAGGAGAACGCCCCCUCCUGCGUCCUCUCCAGCCCCUACGUGAAGAAGCUCUUCACCUUCGGCGACCUCACCGACGGCUACUUCAACAACUCCUUCCCCAUCGUCCAGCCCGACGAGUACUCCCUCUGCUUCGCCAACUGCGCCCCCGAAACCCUAGUCUCCAUGGCCGUGCGCACCGAGAUGUUCAACACCCUCCCCGACGGAUCCCGUGACUACCUCUCCGUCGGCGUCUCCCGCGUCCCCGCCAUCUACGCCUUCUUCGCCGUCGCCUACGUCGCCUUCCUCGCCGCGUGGAUCUACCUCUCCCUCUACAAGAACCGCCUCUCCGCGCAUCGGAUCCAUCACCUCAUGUCCGGGCUCCUCCUCGCCCGAUUCCUCUAUCUCAUCUGCGCCGCCGAGGACCAGCACUACAUCCGCGUCACCGGGACCUCGCACGGAUGGGACGUGCUCUUCUACCUCUUCCAAUUCAUCAAGGGUGUGCUCCUCUUCGCCGUCAUCGUCCUCAUCGGCACCGGGUGGUCCUUCCUCAAGCCCUUCCUCCAGGAGCGCGAGAAGAAGGUGCUCAUGGUGGUGAUCCCACUUCAGGUGAUCGCCAACAUCGCCUCCGUCGUGAUCGGCGAGACCGGGCCCUUCAUCCGCGACUGGGUCACCUGGAACCAGGUCUUCCUCCUCAUCGACGUGAUCUGCUGCUGCGCCGUGCUCUUCCCCAUCAUCUGGUCCAUCCGGUCCCUCCGCGAGACCUCCAAGACCGACGGCAAGGCCGCCAGGAACCUCGCCAAGCUGCAGCUCUUCCGCCAGUUCUACAUCGUCGUGAUCGGAUACCUCUACUUCACGCGGAUCAUCGUCUACGCCCUCAGGACCAUUGCUUCCUACAAAUAUCGGUGGGUGAGCGUCGCCGCAGAGGAGGCCGCGAGCCUUGCCUUCUACCUGUUCAUGUUCUACAUGUUCCGGCCUGUCGAGAGGAAUCAGUACUUUGUUCUCGACGAUGAGGAGGAGGAGGCUGCUGAGAUGGCGCUUCGUGAGGAAGAAUUCGAGCUCUAGAAGGUGGACGCGGGUUAGCAUUUCGGAUCAAGGGAAAGCAUGGUUAGGAGGAAGGCACAAAGUGGGCAUGGAGAUGAAUUAGGUAAAGUGAGGGUGCAAUGCUCUAGUAUCGAGAAAACAGGAAAACAGGCAGAAAUUUUGAGCCACUGGAUUUGAAUUAGGGGAAAUUAUCUUGAUCACUUGAGUCACUGCGACUAGCUCCAUUAGAAUCAUGCAUUUCUGAUUGUUUUCCUUGUUGCGGUUGAAAUUUAUUUACAAUUUUAGUUUUUCUGCUGACGUAUAUGAUGCAAAUAUUGUCUAGGAUCCCUUUGUGAGAUAUUCACAUUCUGGGUUGGCACUUUAUAACUCGAAUGCUUUAUUUAGUUAAGUACACUUGUUUAUUGGCCGGUCAA
Ananas comosus (pineapple) is the source of this 1813-nucleotide messenger RNA. RefSeq names its product protein GPR107-like. Gene Ontology annotation, cellular component: Golgi apparatus; membrane. NCBI's taxonomy places the organism in Eukaryota, Viridiplantae, Streptophyta, Magnoliopsida, Poales, Bromeliaceae. The record is from RefSeq and is a predicted model, not a curated record. Gene Ontology annotation, biological process: transport. The transcript has 2 exons. Bases 105 to 1421 code for a protein of 438 amino acids.